AUGUACAAUCCCUACCAAAAUCCAGGCGUCUAUGGCCGGCCAGACUAUGGCGCGUAUCCUGGCGCGCCGCCGGGGAUGGCACCUCCUCCAGGGAUGUCCGCUCCAGGAACCAGUCCAGCACCGGGCAUGCAACAGACCAACAGCCAGCAGCCCGGACGCCCGGGUGGAUUUCCAGCCAGCUUUCAGCCGCCGCCGAACAUGCCGAAUAUCAACUUUUCUGCGCCGGUGAUUCGCCUGGGCACGUCGGGCCCUGCUAAGCCCGCCGCUGGCCCCGAGAUGGGCCGCGAGCGCGGUGCUGGCCCCGAGGGUCCCAGCCGCCGCGCCGGCUUGGGCGCUGGUGGAGGGGAUUCCCAGCGCGGGUAUGCGAGGGAGUCCAUGAUGCCGUUGCAGCCUCCCACAAAGGACGAGAUCGUGCGCACCCUCUUUGUUGGUGGGAUUACCGAGUGUGCUGGUGGUGACGAGGGUAUAGAGCGCAUUCUACGGUCUGCGGGAACUCUGCGACGGUGGAUUCGGGCUACGGAUGCGGAUGAGAAGCCCUGUCGGUUUGGGUUUGCCGAGUUUGAGGAUCCGGAAAGCCUUGAAGUUGCGGUGGAGGUGCUGAAGGAGGUGGAAGUGCCGGUGAAGCGACAAGUGCCGAGUGCAGAUGAUGAGAAAGAAGAAAAGGAAGUCGAGAAAAGCACUCUACUGGUGGUUGUGGAUGAAAGCACAAUGAACUACCUUGAACAAUUCGAAGCCAGUCGAGGCGAAGCCGACCCGCAAGAACGCCAGGCACGCUUCGAUGCCGCUCGCGAUAAUUUGAAGGCCGUCCUAUCCGACCUGUGCCACCCGUCUGCCCCCACCCAGAAGGAGGAUAUAUCCGCGCUCGAUCGUGAAGGCGAUACCGAGAUGAAGGAUGUGGUGAACAAGGACGGCGAAGUGGUGACCAUUCCAAUCACGGUGGAGGAUGAACUGGCCGACGUUCCACCGGAGAUGCGGGAGAAUGUGGCCAAAGAGAUCGCAGCUUUCCGUGAACGCAGCAACCGCCGUGACAUUGAGCGGCUCAGACGCGAGGAAGAGAUCGAGUCGAUGGAGCGCGCGCGCGGUUCCGGUUCGCGCAUCAGCCGACUUGCCUCUCCGCCGGCAUCCGCUCCCAGUGGCCCUGCUGGGGGUGCCAAUGGCAUUCCCCUGGGCCCGCGUGGUGCACCAGCGGGUCCCAAGGGGUUUGGCGUGCAGAUCCCCAAGGAUUAUCAAAAUGGGGUGUCCUUUGUGAAUGGUGGGUCGAUCAAUGGUCCAUCCAUCUCCAUUGAUCGCGAUGGCGAAGACUCCGAUGCCAGCGACGAGGAACUGGAACGGCGCCGCCAGGAGAAGCGUCAGGCAGAACAGGAAAAGCAGUUCCUCGACCAGGAACGCCGCUGGCUCAACCGCGAGCGCAGUCGGACUGCUGCUCUAGAGCGGGAGAAGAAGAGAGACAAGGAGGACGAUGGACGGAUGCAAGCGGCGCAUGACGAAAUGGAAGACCGUAUGCGCGAGUGGAACGACGAUGUCGAGGCCAGCCGCAAAUCUGCCGAAUAUUACGCGGACCGCGGUGCCUGGCUGCGUAACCGUGCCGCCUUCCGUGCCCGCGAGGCCCAGCUGGACGAAGCCGAUCGCGCCGCCGAAGAACGGGACCGCGCGCGCUCGGACCAGAAGCGCGAACAGGCUCGCGGGAUGGCCGAUGAUUUCCUCGCCCGCCAAGCCGAGGUGCUGGAAGCCCGUACGACCCAAGAGGCACCCCGCGAACCGCAGCGCUUCAAGCUGUCCCUCGGUGCCGCCGCGCAAAGGGCCCAGGCCGCGACCAGCCGCCGCACCGUUGCCGAAGUGGAGGGACUCCUGGAGGACGAGGAGGAGCCCGAAGGCACAGUGCGCCGGCCUCUUGUCCCAAUCAAGUUCGACACGGCCGCCGAGGCUGCCGGUCUAUCGGACGAGGAGCGAGCCCAGGCCGCGCGCCAGCUGGCUGCCGAGAUCCCUACGGACAAGGAAGGUCUUUGGAAGUGGGCGGUCAAGUGGGAGUUUGUUGACGAAGCCGUGAUCAAGGACCAGCUUAAGCCGUUCGUGGAGAAGAAAAUCGUGGAGUAUCUGGGUGUGCAGGAGCAGAUGCUGGUCGAUGUGGUUGAGGAGCAUGUGCGCCAGCAUGGAUCACCUCAGGAACUGGUAGAUCAGCUGGCUGAGGCGCUGGACGAGGAGGCCGAGGUGCUGGUGCGCAAGCUGUGGCGGAUGCUCAUUUUCUUCUCGGAGAGCGAGAAGCGCGGGCUGUCCGCGUAG
Molecule: messenger RNA, 2280 nt
Organism: Penicillium riverlandense
Lineage: Eukaryota; Fungi; Ascomycota; Eurotiomycetes; Eurotiales; Aspergillaceae
Exons: 4
Coding region: 1-2280 (759 amino acids)
Biological process (GO): mRNA processing
Cellular component (GO): spliceosomal complex
Molecular function (GO): mRNA binding
Source: RefSeq, a predicted model, not a curated record